CCCACGUGCACCUCGUGAUGAGUCAUGAUGUUUCACACAAAAGUGUGCAAGCUGAUAGUCAAUAUAAAAGUGGCGUCGGGUUGGCAUCAUUUCCAAAAACUAAAAGUGUCACCAUGGGCAGGAUUAUUUUCUACGAGGAGAGGAACUUCCAGGGUCGCUCAUAUGAUUGCAGCAGCGACUGCGCCGACAUCCACAUGCACCUGAACCGCUGCAACUCCUGCAGAGUGGACAACGGGUGCUUCGUGGCGUACGACAACCCCAACUUUAUGGGUAAUCAGGCCUUCUUGAAGAGAGGGGAGUACUCCGAUUUUCAGCGCAUGGGGGCGGGCACGACGAUGAUGGAUACCGUCCGCUCCUGUCGCAUGAUCCCCAUGCACAGGGGGCAGUUCAGGAUGAAGAUCUACGAAAAGGAGAACUACCAAGGCCAGAUGCACGAGCUGAUGGACGACUGCGAGUCUCUCCAGGACCGUUACUCAAUGUCUGACAGCCAGUCGUGCAACGUGAUGGACGGCCACUGGCAGAUGUUCGAGCAGCCCAGCUACAGAGGACGGAUGAUGUACUUGAGGCCGGGAGAGUACAGGAACUUCCGAGACAUGGGAGGGAGCAACAUGAGAAUCAGCUCCAUCAGGCGCAUCACCGAUUCGUGCUGAUUGACGUUCAAUUAAAGAAGACUGUGGUUGAAAAAUAAAAAUCCGAUUUUGAAAUAUC
Messenger RNA from Sebastes umbrosus (honeycomb rockfish), 708 nucleotides. RefSeq names its product gamma-crystallin M3-like. The transcript has 3 exons. Gene Ontology annotation, biological process: lens development in camera-type eye; visual perception. Gene Ontology annotation, molecular function: structural constituent of eye lens. NCBI's taxonomy places the organism in Eukaryota, Metazoa, Chordata, Actinopteri, Perciformes, Sebastidae. Bases 18 to 650 code for a protein of 210 amino acids. The record is from RefSeq and is a predicted model, not a curated record.